This is a messenger RNA of Nilaparvata lugens (brown planthopper), 9130 nucleotides long. Its product is annotated as RNA-binding protein 5. Gene Ontology annotation, molecular function: RNA binding. The transcript has 4 exons. Gene Ontology annotation, biological process: mRNA splicing, via spliceosome. The record is from RefSeq and is a predicted model, not a curated record. Gene Ontology annotation, cellular component: nucleus. Bases 584 to 3430 code for a protein of 948 amino acids. NCBI's taxonomy places the organism in Eukaryota, Metazoa, Arthropoda, Insecta, Hemiptera, Delphacidae.
UUGAGAGUGAAAUGAGCCAUCUGCCAUCUUGCGAGUUGCGAUUUUGCUCUAUCCUAUUUCAAUAAUAAAUAACAGUAAUUUUUACUUCAAUACUCUUCGAUAUUUUAUAAUGAAAUUGUCUUUUUAUUUUGUUAAAAUCAUUUGGAUUGUGAAACUUCCAAUCGUAUCUUAGAAUUGUUGUGGUCGGUUCAUUUCCAGAUCGAUUUAUAGGAUUUUUCAGUGCUUCUUCAGUGGGCGUUGAGUAGAGAUAAAAUGGCACUCCGUCAAUCAAUUAUUUGUCAUAGGAACUGAUUUAUAUUUUUUAAAAUUUUAUUUCAAGAAAUAAUAACUGUCCAAUAACUUGUGUUGCUGAUAGACACCCUUCCUAGGCUCACUUGCUUUGCUGCCAGCACUGGAAAUCGGCUAAAUCUCUAGAUUUCCCCUGCAAUUCUUGGAUUAAGGUGUUUACCAGAAGAUUCAGUUGUGUGUGUGUGUUUGCCGGGCAGCCUGAUUAAAUCCUUGUCCUCCAAUUUUCCAAGUUGUCCAAAUUUGGUUGAAGAUCUUCGAAAACCUUGAGAAAGCCACACGCCGAGGCGACAGGACAAUGAUGAACAACUACUAUGAUAGAGGAGGAGGCGGAGGCGGCGGAGGAUACGAUGGAGAUCGUUCACGGGACAGGAUGAUGAGAGGAGGAAGAGGAGGAGGAGGAGGAGGGUACGAGGACAACCGAUCAAGAGACAGGAUGAUGAGAGGAGGACCAGCAGAUCGAGACAUGUGGCAAAGAGCGGUUGACGACUUCAUAGACGAUCGACGCCGCGACAGAGACAGGAGUCCGCUGAGAGAGAGGGGCGACUAUCGAGAGAGAAGACGUGAAGGUAGGAGAGGGAGAGAGUCCCCCGACGACAGGAAUAGCAUGGGCAGCGGUAGGUACAACCGGGACAACUCCAAUGACUCGUUCCGGGACUACAACAAUGAUGACUCGAAUAACAGUCGGGAGUGGCAUCAGAGGAAACGGUGGAGUAACAACGACGAAGACAGAAAAUAUUCUCGAGGGGGGGACCGUAGUAGACAUGGUGGCGAUGGAGAUAGGGAUAGGAGCAGGGAUUAUUCUAGGGAGAGGGAGAGGGAGAGGAGAGAGGAUAGUGAUAGAGGUGGACGUGACCGCUCGUCCAGUGAGGAUGGCUACGAUAGCUCCGACACCAGGGACUCGGACUAUUCGAGAGGUCGCUUCCGGGACUUUGAUAAGAUGUCCUACAAAGACCAGGUCCCCAAUCGAACCAUAAUCAUCCGUGGCCUAGCCCAGCAUAUCACUGAAGGAGAUAUCAGGGAGGAUACCAUCAAAUGUAAGCUAGUUCCCAAGGAUAUUAGGUUGAUUAGGAGGAAACAUACGGGCACUUCUAGAGGGUUUGCAUUUGUUGAAUUUUUGACGAUUAACGAAGCGGUGUCCUGGAUGGAAAUGAAACAGGGCGAGUUGAUGUUGAAAGAUCAUUACAGGGCGGUUAUGCAGUAUAGUUUGCAGAGAGUGGAGAACGGGCGAGAGGUUAGGAUAUCUGACUGGCAUUGUGUUAGAUGUUCGGCCCACAAUUUCAAGAGGAGAGAUUUCUGUUACCGGUGUAAUUGUACAAGGGUAGAGGGGGAGUUGAUGGAGGGUGUGGAGGAGGUAUGUGCACACCCAACCAAUACAGUUUUGUUGAGAGGUUUAGAUGCUUUAACCACUGAGGAAAACGUGUUGAAAUGUAUACAAACUGUAUCAACCCUCCCAAUAAAAAGUGUUAGGAUUGGUAGGGAUCCAGUGAUGAAUACUUCACGAGGCGUGUGUUACAUUGAGAUGAAUAGUGUAGUGGAGGCCGUGCAUCUACACAAUUCUCUUCUUUUGAGUCCUAUCAAGAUCGAUAACAAAAUUCCUGUAAUCUCUUACAGCAGGUUGAAUGAAGGGGGUAAUGGGAGGGGGGGUGAUUCAUUGGCUUCGGCAGCUAUUGCCGCUGCCCAGUGGAGUCACCAGAAAGACAAGGAUGAGAAAGAGGAUACCACUAGUGUGAUUACUGUCCAGUAUACUUUGGAAGAUGUCCCCAAACUUGCUGAUUAUAGUGCGAACCUGUACGCGAAAUCAGUAGCUGAGAAAACCAAGUACUUUGCUUAUUAUCAUGAUUAUUACACAAAAGCUAUAAAGCGCGGGGAGCAGAUAUCGUUGCCUUCAAGUGCUACCGUUGCAGCACAAGCGCAAAAUGAUACGGCACCCCAUGACGCUGUAUCACUAGCUGAAACACCCGCUGCUCCGGGGCCGGCAGUUGUAUUAGCUCUGACCAGGUGCGCUCUAUCCGACGCUCCUGAUGGCUCAGGGGUGCAUGUGUAUCCUAUCCCUGAUGUUAGUACCUACCAGUACGAUAAAACAUCUGGCUAUUACUAUGAUCCCUAUACAACCCUGUACUACGACGCCAACUCCCAGUAUUUUUACAACCAGAAGCUACAGAAGUUUCUGUAUUGGGAUUCGGUAAAAAGUACUUAUUUGCCGGCUCCUACUGUCGGUCAGCAACUCAAAACUGAGGGGGACAAAGAGGAGGAACAAAAGAAGGCGAAAGAGAAGGAGAAACAAAGCGAGAAGGAUAAGGUGAAGGUGGCGAAAAGAAUCGCGAAGGAUAUGGAGAAGUGGGCGAAAACUCUGAAUCAUAAGAAAGAAAUUGCUAGACAGAAUUUGGUGUCGCAGCAAGCAAACUUACCGGCGACUAAAACUCAGGGAGCGGCCGAUAUUGGGUUUGCGGUCCUGGAGAGGAAAGAUUUGGCGCCCCGCAGUAGUAUGAUACAGGCUGCCGAGAGAAGCCCGGCAGACAAUAGUGGAUUGGUGGCGGCCUAUGGUCAAGGUAGCGACAGUGAAGACGAUGGAGCUAAUGAUGCACAGGAGGAUGAGAAAAAGCUGACAGACUGGUCCAAGUUGGCGUGUUUGUUGUGUAAGAGACAGUUCCCUAGCAGAGAAGUGUUGAUAAAACAUCAGCAGAUGUCAGAUUUGCACAAACAGAACAUGGAAUCGUGGUAUAAAGCUAGAGGGUUGGACCCGACCGAUGCACAGACUCGUUGCCAGCAGUACCGUGACCGUGCCAAAGAACGUAGGCAGAAAUACGGUGAGCCUGACCAUCCGCAACCCAACCGCCUCAAAGAGAACUACAUGAAAGCUAGGCAGGCGACGAUCAGCUACGAGGAACCCACCAAAAUGGGGCUGGGUUCGGACAAUCUAGGAAACAAACUGCUGCAAAAAAUGGGUUGGCAGGAAGGUAUGGGCUUGGGUAAGAAGAACCAGGGUAGGACGAGCAUCAUUGAGACAGAGAGACGGUCGGCGUCCGCAGGCCUCGGCACCAAGUCGGUGGGCGUUGUACCUGGGCCGGGCGAAACCUACAAGGACUGUGUCAAGAAGAUGAUGAAAAUCAGGUAUCAGGAGAUUGAGGAGAAUACAUCGUGAUGAGGAGCAAGGCAUAAGAUUUCAGUUUCUGGGAGAUUAUCGGAUGAAUGAAAUUCGUAGAAGCUAUUCGAUAAAAGCUAUCUGAUAAACGAAUUCUCUCAAAUAUAUGAAUUAUGCUUUCCGAUGAAUACAUUUAUGAGAGUAUUCUGGAAAAUAAAUACUCAAAAGAGUAAUUUACAUAAUUUUUAUCUUUGAUUUUGAAUAAAAAAGAAUAAUUAUAUAGUUUUGAUGUUCGAUAAUUCAUCAUAUAUAAUAUUGUUUUUAAGCGAAUUCUUAUGAUAAAAAUAACUUGUCUGCAAGUUAUUCAAGAUAAUCUAUCAGAAAGAGCUGAUUUCUUCUAUAUUAUCAAACUUAGAUCAUUUGGAAAUGUGGGAAUGAUUAAGUUAACUGGUGUUCAAAAGAUACAUCUUGAGGGUUAUGAAAUAAUUGUACUUUUGGACAUCUACCUCAAAUAUUGUCAAUCAAUUUAAAAAUUGAAUUAUUGUGAAAUACCUCUAGAACUCAGAGAAGUACGAGAAUAUUAUAUAAUUAUAAGACUGGAGUGUGAAUGAUUCUUCGAAAUUUGUAAUAUAAUGUUAAAUGGUCAAGAUUUUCUAUUUGUUUGUUUAAUGGGACGUGGGACAGAUUUGUUUUAUAGGACAUCAAAAUUAUUCGAAAGAAAUGAAGCAUUUCUCUUGGUGAUUUGAUUGAUGUGUCUCUUCCAAGAUUGUAAAAAUUUGUUAAAAAACAAACUGAUUCUUCAUGGGGACUAUAAUCUAACUAUUUAUGUACUUUUAGAAUGGUUGUAAUGUCACAUUUGUAAACAAUUUCAAAUGCCAACUUGGUCAACUCAAUCUUUAGAAAUCAAUAUGGAUGUACAAAUCAGUUGUAUAGGGAACUUCUGAUUAUUCUUUUUCAAUGUCCUAAUAGUAGAACAGCUCAAACUGGUACGUUUGUUUUAAUACGUAUAUCAUAAAUAUAUACAUAUAGGCUUCCUACAAUCAUUAAAGUGUAUUCCUCCCAAAGGCAAUAGAGAUGUUGGAAUUGCAGUAGUAGUAAGUUGAGUAUUCCUAGCUUCCGUGAAUCUGAACAAUUGAAUUCAGGAAUUCCUGUAGUUUUCUCUCUUUUAAUUGAGAUUUGAUUGAUUAUAUUUGAUACAGUCUUUCUGUGCACUAAAAAUAUAUUUGUAUGAUAUUACAAAAUUUAGUCCAGUCAAUAUAGAUAUAAAACAAGGGGUAUGCUUGCAAUUUAUAUUGUAGUUCUGACUUUUCAAUAUAUUAUUUGGAUACCAUGAGAAAAGUUCAGAACCAAUUUCUUUAUGCAACAUUUCCUUGUACUAGAUACAGAAUGGUCCAAAAACCUAGUAUAUCCGGUUCAUUUUCCAGUUUUCGGCUAUUUCUGCCAAAUCCAAUAAACGGACACAGAAAAUUUGCUCUAGCCUUUUUUCAGAUUAUAAAAUUAUGAAUAGAUUGUGAUCAUUUGGAACUCUCUAUCUCCAAUGAGUACUGAGCUAUGAUUUUUCAAAAAUGAGUAAAAUUUUAAGAAAAAAUCAAUUUGUUGAAUUUCAGUUUUUGGUAACAAUAUCUUCCGAUUGUUACAAUUUAGAUGUAUAAUUUAAAAACCCUCUGGGUGUAAUUUUGUGCUCUACAAUCUGAGAUCAGGUAGAGCGCUCUAUCUCAUAUAGAUUUCCAAGUACACCUGACAACAAUGAUCCUUGUAUUGUGAAAAAAACUAAUUUUCAGCUUCAAUCAUCAUCACCAACUACAUUGUCCUCACAUUGAUAUUUCGCACAAUGUCAUAAGUUCAUGAGUUUAUGUUCUAUGAGAAUCACCCGUUAGAUGCACUUCAUUUCAGUAUUUUCUAGUGGAGAGGUACGCAUAAGGACACCUCAAGGAUCAAAUUCUGAAAUACUUAAUAACUUUUGACAAUGCUCAGAUUUUAUCGUACUAUACUUCAUUCUCGGCUCGUCAAGGCGGUCCAAAAUCAUGCAUCAUAAGUCAAAUUCGAUCGAAAAAUGGAAAAUUUAUUGUUAAGUGUACUCAAGCCCAUAUUCCAAUACACAAAAAAUGGCAUAAUGGAAUAUGAUUUACGACGCAUGAUUUUGGACCGCCUUGACAAGCCGAGAAUGAAGUGUAAUUAGGUGAAAUCCGAGCAUUGGAUCAAAAGUUAUAAGUGUUUGAAAAUUUGAUCCUUGAGGUGUCCUUAUGCGCGCGCGCCUCUCCACUAGGAAAUACUGGAAUGAAGUGCAUCCAACGGGUGAUUCUCAUAGAGCAUAAUCUCAUGAACCUAUGACAUUUUGCGAAAUCGUGUUUGGAAAUUUUGCAUGAAUAAAUUGGUUCUGGACUUCUCUCAUGUAUCCAAAUAAUACAUUAAAAAAUCAGAACUACAAUAUAAGUUGCAAGCACCAAUGUAUAUAGUGACUGGACUAAUUAUUGAUCUCUAUAAUAUUUUUCUAGUCGAUUAUGUCUAUAUUUCAUGCUCUUGACGCAUGAUAUUAAAUUUAUUUUAUUUUACAUUUAUACUUUGAUAUAGCCUUUCAUGAAUUGGCGCAGAAAAUACUUGACUUUGCCAUAUUCAAUGUUCAACAGUAAUAAUAAAUAGUUAUUUACUGUAUAUAAAUAAUAAUAAAAAAUCUGAGAACUACACCAUUUGAUGGUACCUAUUGAUAAAUAAUUGAUAUACUGUAUCUACGUACAAUGAUAUUAUAUUCUUUAAUAUUCUUCGUCAGUUACCUUUUCAGUUUAGCGUUGGCUGGGAAAGUUCAACUUGAUAAUUUCUUAAUACACUGUUAAUAUGUGAUAAAAUUAUAUUUCAAGGAAUUGAGCUAAUCGUUUGCUGUUUUAUUGUUUAGAAUUCUAAAUUAAUAGAACUCUGUUAUGUAUGGGUAUUCUAGAAAAUUGAGAUCGAAUUGCAAGCAAUUCCAAACUGAAUAAAAAUACUGAACAAAUUGCAUUUUGGAAAUGUCUUGUCAUUCUAAAAAUUAAAUUGCUUUUGAACUCUGAUAAUUAUCAAUGAUUGUUGUAGCUAUAUUUUGAAAUUAUGUUUAUGUUAUCAUAUAUGAAUAAUUAUAAGUAUAUUUUUAUGCUAUAGCUAUGAUGUUUGGAUAAUAAUAAUAAACUUAUUUUAAUGGCCAUUGGAGUGGUAGCUUUUACUUAAUGUUCAUUUUUCUAUCUCAAUCUCACAAUUAUUGUGUAAUUGUAUCAACAAUGAUAAUUAUUUCGAGUAAUCAAUUGAGUAUUUUGAACAAGUGAUAUGCACCUCGAAUUUUAAGUGUUAGUUUUAUAUCACCCAUGAAUCAACUAUUUUUCAUAACUUUACAGUUGAGAAUUUUCAAAUUACCUAGUCAACUCAAUAUAUCAUUUCGAAGAUAUUAAUUCCACUCUAUUAAAUUUAAUUUUAAUAUUAAUUGUAUUAGUAAUUUUUUCAAAUACAAUUAUAUUCUUCAAUGGUACAUUUUUUAAGAUAUUCUGCAAACUUUUUGAAAAUUACUUUCAUGUAACAUACAGCAGCGAUAUACCAGGUGACUUGGUAAUUUUACUAUCAAUUCUCAAUAUUAUAAUAGGCUUGAGCCGCGAUCACACCAAAGUUAUUAAAAAAAUGUUAAUAACACAAUCCAUAUAGAUUGUAUUAGAUUGAACGAAACUUGACAAACACAUAAUUAUGAUCAUCAUGUGUAUGAUAAGUUAUGUUCAAUCUAAUAGAAUCUAUAAGGAUUAAGUUAUAAACAUUUUGUUAAUAACUUUGGUUUAAACCCAGCUUUAGUAUGAUAUAGGCCUAAUAUCAGGAAUGAAUUAAAAGAUGAAGCAAUACUCUUAGUGAUAUUUAUUAAAAAACGUCAUCAGUAUAUUAUAUGAUAUUAGUGGACAAUUAUUAUUGAAAAGAAAACCUACUAGUGUAUUGCAUUUGAAUAGUGUGAAUAGAAGUCUGGCAAUAAACGGUUCUGUGUAUGUGUGUGACUGGUUGAAUAGACGUUUAAAUCUGUGAUACGGUAAUAUUGAAGUGAAAAAAAUGCCAAUUUGCGAACUUGUAAAUAGAAUUCAGUUGAAAAGGUUUUUAAAAUGUAACCUGUAAUUUAUACACAGUCUGAAAAUGAUCAUCCAUCAUUUGAAUCUAUCUAUCUAUAGUUAUGAGUUUACUAGUUUGAGUUGAAUUAACUGAGUUCACUAGAAUGUUAUAAUUAACUUAGGAUCGACUCUUGUUUUGUAUAUUUUCAAAAAUAAAAUAGAAUUGGAAAAUUUGGUUACAAUGGCAAUAAUUUUUGAAUUGAAUUCUAAAGCUAGCGUUUCUAAGGUGAGAUAAAUUCAAACUGUCAGCAUUGUUUUUAUGAGAAGCGUUGCAUUUGGUGUUUUAAAGAAUGCUGACUGUUCAAAGUGAAUUCUUGAUACAACCUGAAACAUUAGUUGAAAGUUUGAAUUCCAAUAAUAAUACUGUUUGUUGUGCUUCAGUAUGAGAAAUUUAUAAAAUAUUUUGAUGAUCUAUCAGCUCGAUUCACAGUCCUCACUAUUUAUGUUAUUCAACAAUUCUCUAUUACAUGACUGAAGGAAAAUUUAAUGUAACUUACGUUUUAGAUAUGCAAAUAAGAUAAAUUCGAAUAUGUAUAACUUAUUUAGUCUAUACAUAUUAACUUGUAUUACUUGUAACUAAUUAAUUCAUAUAUUUUCGAAAAAUAUAAUACUCUAGAAGAUACCGAAUACAAUCUUGGUUUCUUUAUGUAACAAAUCAUGAUAUUAAUUUAUUUUAGAUUCAUUUGAUAUCAACAAUAUAACUUGAUAUUACGUACAUUGAUAUUAGUGCAGCAAUCAAGUUGAAUGAAUGUAAUUUGAUUACAUUAGUAGGGAUUUCAAUAAAAUGUUGACCCUGAUUACGGGUAUUUUUAAUUCAUUGAAAAUCUUACUGCCCGAAUUAAUAGUAAUAGCACAAUAGCGGUCGUGCUUAUUAGUGUAGUAGGUACUCACUUGAAUUAAAUGCAUUACUAGGUAGUCUACCGUAUUUAUUUUUAAAUCGCGCCUGUAGAUUGUAUUUAUAGUGAUAGCUUGAUGUAGUAUUUGUAGUUUGGGUAGCUUAAUUGUAUUUCUUGUUGCAAAUGUAUGUUUUUAUGGAUUAGUUAUAUGGUAGCUUUUAUCAUCUCAUUGUUUGGUAAAUUGAUUGUUUUGUUUUUUUUUACUAGUGGCUAAUCAUUCUAAAAUUCUAAUAUGUGUCUUUUAAUAAUAUUUUCCACUUUUUCACAUAAUCUUCUUGCAAUAAUAAUAUUCUUAAUCGCGGUGUAGAUAUUGAAUAUUUUAUUGAAUUCGUUGAUAUUUUCAAAUCAACUCAAUAGAAUCCAAGUAGGCCUAGGUAUUGGAUUAUGUUGGGUUGUUUUUUUCUACUUGCAAUGCAAUCUAAUUUUGAUAUCAAUUUAAGAAUAGUUUUCAUUAACACAACUGUGAAAAUAUUCCAUCAUGUAUAAAGUAUUGAAAACUCCUACAUUUUAUAUGGGCGGAAAGGUAAUUAAUCUUAUCUUUAUAAAUUCUGUAUAAUUUACUGCGGGUUAUCAUUCUAUUACUAUCCAUUAGUUAAUGUGGGCUAUAAUUUUAAUAUUAUCUCUCUACCAACUAAAUGGUUCAUUAGAUUUCUUCCAACAGUGUGAGCAACUUCACAUAUUGUGUGAGUCUGAUAUUGAAUUUGAUAUUGUAAAUGGCUGUUGAAUGUGUUGUACAGUUGUAAAUAAAAUUUUGUAUUUAA